UAGCUCUGUUUCUUAAGCAUGCAUGAGCAUGUUUCUUCUCAAAUUCAUCUUCAAAAACACCUCUCAAAGUUUCCAAGGAGGGAAAGAGCUUCAAACUCUAGUGAAAAAAGUCUAGUUUUGGUUCUGGAAUUGUUCAAAUGGAUGUUAGAAAGGAUUGAACAAACUGGGGAAAGUUCUGGGUUUUAGAAUGGAAGAUAGCUCUGAAGAUCAUGCAGGAUGUUCUACUCCAAGUGCUGAUUCUCUGGAGUAUAGCAGGACAAUCUCUGAAGUUUCAUCUUAUUCAGAACAUAGUUGUUUAGAUGAUGCAUUUUCUUUAGGCUGGCCGAUAUCGGCAAAGUCGACGACAACCACGGUUCGGAGCCCGGCUGUUCUUACUAAACUUGGAAUGAAACAGCAUUGUGAUCUUGUCCCCAGUGGCAAACCAAACAAUGAGGAAGAAGAAAAAAUUGCAGAGCUUGAAUUGAUGAAAGAGAGAUUUUCAAAGCUGUUGUUGGGGGAAGACAUGUCUGGAAGUGGGAAGGGUGUUUGCACUGCUGUCACAAUUUCAAAUGCCAUCACAAAUCUCUAUGCAACUGUUUUUGGACAGUGUUGGAGAUUAGAGCCUUUGUCUCCUGAGAAGAAGUCAAUGUGGAGAAGAGAAAUGGAAUGCCUUCUUUCUGUUUGUGAUUACAUUGUUGAAUUCUAUCCUUCAGUUCAAACAUUGCCUGAUGGAACUACUCUUGAUGUGAUGGCAACAAGGCCAAGAGCAGACAUUUACAUGAAUCUUCCUGCUCUUGAAAAGCUUGACAGCAUGUUGAUUGAAAUAUUGGACAGUUUUGAGAACAAUGAGUUCUGGUAUGUGGACGAAGAGAAUGUAUCGGCGAAUGGAGAUAUAUCAAAGUCAUGUCGGAAGGUGAUACAUCGAAAUGAAGAAAAAUGGUGGUUGCCUAUUCCUUGUGUUCCAGCAGUCGGUCUUCCUGAAAAAACAAGGAAGGAGUUGCAGCAGAAAAAAGAUUGUGCAAACCAAAUUCACAAGGCUGCAAUGGCAAUCAAUAACAGCAUUCUUACCGAAAUGGAGAUACCGGAAACAUACAUGGCAACACUUCCAAAGAGUGGUAGAACAAGUGUGGGAGAUUCAAUAUACAAGUACAUGUCGACAGUUGAGAAGUUCUCGCCGGACUUUCUUCUCAAUUGUCUGGAUAUAACUUCAGAACACGAGGCGCUUGAGAUUGCUGAUCGUGUGGAGGCUUCGAUGUAUGUAUGGAGACGAAAAGCAAGCAUGAACAACUCAAAAUCAUCAUGGGAGAUGGUCAAGGAUUUGAUGAAUGAUGGAGAUAAAAAUCAGUUGCUUGCAAGCAGGGCCGAGACUCUACUUUUGUGCUUGAAACAGCGAUAUCCCGGGCUGUCGCAGACAACACUGGAUACAUGCAAAAUCCAGUACAACAAGGAUGUUGGACAAGCAAUCCUGGAGAGCUACUCAAGAGUGCUGGAAAGUCUAGCUUUCAAGAUUGUUUCUUGGAUUGGUGAUGUUCUCUACAUAGAUGGAUCAGUUAAGAAGCCUUGAUAUCCAAAUUGUUCGAGAAAGUGUCAAUCAAACAAGAGCUGAACAUACCUCUGCAGAUCGAUACUAACCUGCAAAUCGACUACAUUCCGAGACCAGUGAAGUUUAGAGGGGUAAAGAAAGCACAUAAGCUCGAUGUGGUUGUAAAAUCGAACCUAUAUUACAUUUAGAUUGACUUUUAUUUACUAGUAAGUUUUAAUUUUACUAGUAAAUUGUCGUAGAAGUAGUUACUACUUUUGCUGAAUGUUAUUUGUAUUUCUGAAGAAACAAUCCAAUCUUGUGAUUCAAAGCUCCAAAUUAAUCUGGAGUUCCUUCAUUCAAUUAGUUUACUUGAAAGUAAUUUCUAAUGUACAAUCAAGUAUGAAUGAGAACAGUU
Molecule: messenger RNA, 1916 nt
Organism: Dioscorea cayenensis subsp. rotundata (Guinea yam)
Lineage: Eukaryota; Viridiplantae; Streptophyta; Magnoliopsida; Dioscoreales; Dioscoreaceae
Product: rop guanine nucleotide exchange factor 3-like
Exons: 8
Coding region: 188-1543 (451 amino acids)
Molecular function (GO): guanyl-nucleotide exchange factor activity
Source: RefSeq, a predicted model, not a curated record